This is a messenger RNA of Closterium sp. NIES-67, 3876 nucleotides long. Lineage: Eukaryota; Viridiplantae; Streptophyta; Zygnematophyceae; Desmidiales; Closteriaceae. The record is from the annotation of a GenBank genome assembly.
ACCGCAAAACCCACACCCUUGCCCACUCCACCCUCACCACCUUCCACUCUUCCUGGCGAAUCACUCGGCGACACACGGUUACCCGCCACGCGACAAAGGCGAGCGAUGCAGAGCGACGAGUCAGAUAGCGCGAUCGCGGGCGAGCGAAUAGCGGCGCUGAGGGCGCUGCAGGCGCGCCGGCAGGAGCUGCUGCAGGCACUGCGGGCUUUGGAUGAGGAAGAUCGACGGCUGAGAUUAGGCGUAGGGUGUGAGGCGGGGGGCGAGAGAAGGAGAGAGGGGGGAGACGAGGGGAAGCGGAAGCAGGAGACGCGGGAGGCGGAGUGCGCGGAAGCGAGCGGAGGGAAGCGGAAUGGCGGAGCGGAGAGAGCGAGCGGGACGGAGGCUUAUGCGGCGGCGGCAGCUGCUGACGGCCUCCCGGGGGGGGUGGCGGAUGGGGGGGAUGGCGGGCUAACGAGAGGUGCGGGACGGGAGAGACGGGUGGGCGGGACGGAGAUGGCUGGGGGGGGAGUUAGCGGGGGGAAUGGCGCCGGGCGCGGGUUCGAAGCGGAGCACGGGAUGAGCGCGCGGGAGGUGCAGCGGUACUCGCGACAGCUCAUGCUGCCGUCGUUCGGCGUGGCAGCGCAGCAGCGCCUGACGAGCGGGUCGGUGCUGGUCGUGGGGGCGGGCGGCCUGGGCUCGCCCGCUGUGCUGUACCUCGCUGCCUGUGGCGUGGGGCGUAUAGGCAUCGUGGACAGAGAUGACGUGGAGCUGUCCAACCUUCACAGGCAGAUCAUUCACUCGGAAGCAACCGUGGGCCGCCCCAAGACAGAAUCAGCGGCAGCUGCGUGCACCAGGUUGAACGCUGACAUCACAGUGGAGACGCACAGCCAGGGCUUCACUCCCUGCAAUGCCGUCAAGCUUGUCUCCAGCUACGACGUGGUGGUGGACGCCUCUGACAACGUCAGCACGCGUUACCUCAUCAGCGACGCUGCUGUCGCCGCCGGCAAGCCGCUGGUGUCAGGCGCAGCGCUGGGCACAGAGGGGCAGAUCACAGUGUACCAUGCAACCCCCACCGCGCCGUGCUACCGCUGCCUCUUCCCCACGCCGCCCCCUCCUCCGCCUGCCAGCGCUGCUCCGACAGCGGCGUGCUGGGAGUGGGUAAGUGUCCCGGGGGUCAUCGGCGCGCUGCAGGCAGUGGAGGUGGUGAAGCUGCUGACGCGGGUGGGCGAACCCCUCUCAGCGCGCAUGCUCGUCUACGACGCCCUCGCCGCCUCCUUCCUCUCCCUACCCAACUGGGACGAUACAGGAGAUAUCCCAGUGGAAACACUCGCACGAUUCGAGAAGGAUGUGAAGCGGACUGACACCGGGUUCCUGGCGAUAGCAACAGAGGUGGAGAAUGACGGAGAGAAAGCCUCGGAAACUCCAGAAAAAAUCAAGGAAUUACUGAAGGAGUUCCAAGACAUUCUUCCUGACGAUCUUCCGAACGAGCUACCGCCAUACCGAACGCAUCAACACGAGAUCGUGGAGGAACCGGGUUCGAAGCCGACCGUCCGAGCACCAUAUCGACUCAGCCCUACGGAGCUGACCGACAUGAAGAAGCAGAUCGAGUAUCUCCUAGCUAAAGGACUCAUCCGACCAUCCACUUCGCCGUACGGUGCCCCAGUACUCUUCACACCGAAACCGGACGGAAGCCUGCGCAUGUGCAUCGACUACCGAGCUCUUAACAAGCAGACCAUCAAGAACAAGUAUCCGAUACCGCGAAUCGAUGACCUGCUUGACCAGCUUCGGGGAGCUACGGUAUUUUCCAAACUGGAUCUGCGGUCCGGAUACUGGCAGAUACGGAUGGCGGACAACUCUAUCCACAAAACUGCUUUCCGAACUCGGUACGGAUCGUACGAGUAUCUGGUAAUGCCGUUCGGACUCACCAACGCACCGGCAACUUUCCAAGCCGAAAUGAACCACAUUCUACGACCACUUCUGGACGAAUGCGUGGUGGUGUACCUGGAUGACAUACUCAUCUACUCGCGCGACAUGAAGCAGCACGUCGAACACCUGCGACGCGUCUUCGAAAUUCUUCGACGGAACGAUUCUACGUCAAACUUUCACGUCGACCCCAAGAAAAUCGAAGCCGUACGUACGUGGAAGACACCCGAGAACGUGAAGGAGUUGCAGCAGUUCCUAGGCUUCGCUAAUUACUACAACAGGUUCGUGCCACAGUAUGCGAAACUCGCGGCACCACUCACGAAUCUGUUGAAGAAGAACACGCCCUACAAAUGGGAGACGAAGCACCAGGAAGCCGUGGAGCAGCUGAAACAAGCACUAACAUCCGCACCGGUGCUCAUCUUGCCAGAUCCCGAACGUGACUACGUCAUUGAAGCAGACGCCAGUGAUCAGGCCGUGGGGGCAGUCUUGAUGCAAGACCAAGGGAAUGGACUGCAACCCAUUGCCUACCUCAGCAAGAAACUGCACGGGGCAGAACUCAACUACCCGAUACACGACAAAGAGGCCCUGGCUAUCAUCAUCGCCUUCAAAGCGUGGAGAUGCUAUCUCGAAGGACGACGAACGACCGUCUACACCGACCACUGCAGCCUGAAAUAUUUGAAGACACAACCCAACCUUUCCAGGCGGCAGGUCCGGUGGAUCGACUUCCUCGAGACACACUUCCACUACGACAUCGUGUACAAGCCCGGCCACAAGAAUAAAGCAGACGCGCUCAGCCGGCCUGCACACGUUGCCGCGAUUCAGGUCGAAGGGAUGAAUCCACUACUCAAGGGACUCUUCACACACGGGUAUACCAUCGACCCCGAAAUUUCCUUGGCAGAAAAGCGACAUCUGCUACAGUGGGACAGUGACAUCGCGUACCGGAAAGGAUCAGCAAAAAUCUGGGUACCCAAUUACCCUCCUUUGCGCCAGUUACUACUCGAAGAAUACCACGACGUCCUGUACGCCGGACACUUCGGUAGCAACAAGACGCUCACCGGUAUCGCCAAACACUACUACUGGCCCCAUAUGGCAGACGACGUCCAGAAAUUCGUCACCUCGUGUGAUACAUGUCAGCGGAUGAAGAGCAGCAAGCAGAAAAAGGCGGGACUACUGCAGCCUCUUCCUGUCCCAGAACAACCAUGGCAAGUGGUUAGCCUAGACUUCAUCACCGGGUUACCACCUACCUCCAGCGGUCAUGACGCCAUCCUUGUCGUCAUUGACAAGUUCUCCAAAAUGGGACACUUCAUCCCGACGCACACGACGGCACGCACCGAGGAGACAGCACAACUCUUCGUUCGUCACAUCAUCUCACAGCAUGGCAUCCCAACUACACUCAUCUCCGACCGAGACCCCAAGUUCACUAGCAAGUUCUGGAAGGAACUUAUGUCUCUUCUCGGAACCAAACUCGCCAUGUCGUCCGCAUACCAUCCGCAGAUAGACGGACAGACCGAGCGCCUCAACCAAAUUGUUGAGCAACUCCUCCGAGCAGCCUGCAAGGACGACAUCUCCAAAUGGGACUUGCACCUGCCCGUACUCGAGUUUGCUUACAACAAUGCUACACAUGCUGCUACUGGACAGACGCCGUUCUUCCUCUGCUACGGACGCCACCCACUCACACCACAGAAACCGACAACACCAGCAACAGUCCAACCUGCACACGACUUCAUCACAACCAUGCAUCAGCUUUGGGAUCGGACCCAUAAGCGCCUCCUUGACAUUCAACAGCACCAGAAGCGCCAAGCCGAUCGCCAUCGCAACGACCACACCAUUUCCGUGGGAGACCAGGUGCUUCUCGACACCCGUAACCUGGACAUCAGCCAUCUCCCAUCUAAACUUCGCCCUCGCUUUUGCGGGCCUUUCCUCGUUGACGCACAGGUAACAGCUUGACUCGGAACACCCACUUGCCACGAACCA